This is a messenger RNA of Eufriesea mexicana, 858 nucleotides long. RefSeq names its product bicaudal D-related protein homolog. The coding region runs from base 613 to 858 and encodes 81 amino acids. The record is from RefSeq and is a predicted model, not a curated record. The transcript is spliced from 2 exons. Lineage: Eukaryota; Metazoa; Arthropoda; Insecta; Hymenoptera; Apidae.
CGUCGAGCCAUUUAUUCUCGAUAUUCGAAGGUGAGCGCUGUGACUCAUGUAUAGGUUAUCCGUAGUUUCAUUAUUCCAUUGCGUUCCCGAAACAAACUUUGAUUCAGUGUGUAAUUAACCUAUACAUAUUCUAAUAUUUUUUAUUCGAAUAGAUAAGUCACGUGUCAUCGAGUCUUGAACUACGUAGUGGAAAAUUGUUACGCACCUUGCCGAAAGAGUGCAUUGAUCGAGGAAUCGAUACAAGUUUUCGAUGUUGGACACCGUACGCAGCAUAUAUCGAUUUGCUUCGACAGAAAGGGAAUUUCGAACAGGCUUCAACGACACCAUUCUUCGAGUGAGAUCUUAGAUAUGUAUUUAUUUAUUAACGUCGAUCAAUCGCUACACGAGUAUCGACUCGUACGCGACAUUCGAUCUGUUUUACGACUUCUCUUGGAUAGUCCGUGUUGACCAUCGUGCUCGUGUUCGGAACAUUACAAAUGACUCUGACGUGUGAACAUUCGACUACCUGGUUCCGCGUGUGUCAUUAUUACGAACGACAAUAAACGUCGCGCGUUUGUGUGACACGUGACACUCGAGCGACAACUGGCGGGCGUGAAACGACUCGCGAGCACGAUGCUGCCGAAAAAGGAAGGCCACCAGGAGCCGUACGCCUUGGAGGACAUGAUCACCGAUCUCCAGGCGCGACGAAAUUCCCUAGACCAAGAGGAGUUCGAGGACCCCGUGGAACUUUUGAAGAAACGCGACAGGGACCUCGUUUUAGCCGCCGAAUUGGGCAAAGCGCUGUUGGAAAGGAACCAGGAGCUGACCAGACAGAGCGAGGUUCUCGCCGAGGAAUAUUCGUCGAAAUUAGAGAUAUGA